UGCGCAUCUCUGCGGAGCGGCGCGGGAAGGAUGCUGGUCGGCAGAGGCGCGCGCGCGGGGCGCGGGAUGCCGCGGGGCUGGACCGCGCUCUGCCUGCUCAGUCUGCUGCAUGAAGCUGCUUUGGGGGGCGACCAGACUCAGAAUGAGUCGCCAGAUAGCACUCCCCUGCCACCAACAGCCUCUGGGUUCACAAAUACACAAACCGGGACCACUGUUACCACAGCGACAGCCACCUCACAUACAAGUUCAACUGUUUCCGCAAAUGUGUCCAGCCAGGGAGCCACCACACUAAGUCCUCUUGGAACUACCAUGCCAUACCCUGUCUCUCAAGACCGCAAUGGGACCACAACAGCCAUCUCAGAGACUACAGUCAACUUCACUUCUACCUCUGAGAUCACCCCAGUGCCUGGAACGGGGAACUCUUCUGUCCAGCCACAGACCUCUUUAACUGUCACAGCGUUUUCCACCACAACCAACUUUUCAACUUCAGACAUGACUUUGAAGCCCAGCAUGCUCCCCGGAAAUGUUUCCGAUCCCCCAUAUAACAGCACCAUCAGUGUGACAUCCUCCACUGAGCCUUAUGCAUCAUUUUCUCCCACCCCAAGUACCAUCAAGGGAGAAAUCAAAUGUUCCAGAGUCAAAGAAGUGAAAUUGACCCAAGGUAUCUGCCUAGAGCUAAAUGAGACCUCCAGCUGCGAGGAAUUUAAGAAGGAUAAUGGAGAGGAACUGACUCAAGUCCUGUGUGAGAAGGAGCAGGCUGACACUGUGGCCAGCAUGUGUUCCCUGCUCCUGGCCCAGUCUGAAGUGAAGCCUCACUGCCUGCUGCUGCUCUUGGCCAACAGAACAGAACUUUCCAGUAAGCUCCGUCUUCUGAAAAAGCACCAGCCUGACCUGAAAAGGCUUGGGAUCAAAGCCUUCUCUGAACAAGAUGUUGGGAGCCACCAGGUCUAUUCCCGCAAGACCCUGAUUGCCCUGGUCACCUCAGGGAUCCUACUGGCUGUCUUGGGCACCACUGGCUAUUUCCUGAUGAAGCGCCGCAGUUGGAGCCCCACAGGAGAAAGGCUGGGCGAAGACCCUUAUUACACGGAGAACGGUGGAGGCCAGGGCUAUAGCUCAGGCCCUGGGGCCUCCCCUGAGGCUCAGGGAAAGGCCAGUGUGAACCGAGGGGCUCAGGAGAACGGGACCGGCCAGGCCACAUCCAGAAACGGCCAUUCAGCAAGACAACACGUGGUGGCUGAUACCGAAUUGUGACUCGGCUGGGCGGGGCAAGGCUGGGCAGUGUCUGGGGAAGGGGCCCCUCCCUGCAUCUGACCACACGCUGCCUCCAAGCUGGAGGCACCAUCGAUUGCAUUCUACCCUUUCCUGCUGCACACAUCCUCGGAGGCUGUUCCUGGGGCCCGGUACUGCACCGGGCCAAAGGGUUCUCUCCACCUUGGUGGAGGGAAGAUAACCCCUGCCAUUUACAUGUUCAGCUCGCUAAGCCCAGAAUCGGGUCGACUCUGAGUAAAGGUGUGGGGGGAGGGGAGGCCAAAGUGCAGAGAAGCUACCAGGGUUGGGGGGUGGGAGGUGAUGAUCUUGCAUCACUCACACGUGGGCUUCUGUCCUCUCCCUCCUCUCUGCCAUAUUAAAGGAACUACCAGGGGAAACAUGGGGCCUUUUCUGGGCUACAAUUUCCUCCCAGGAGGCUUUGCCUUUUCCUGUUUCUUCCUCAGAUCUGUCUUCUCUACAUCAGGGAAACCAAAGCAACCCAGUGCGCCUGCUCCCUUGUAAUGAUGCAGCCAGAAAGACUUGUUAUCCUAAACCGUCCCCCUUAUGCCCUGGCCAAGGCACUGUGGAUUCAGGCACCGGCUUCCCUCAUGCUUUCCGGUUUCCCCUGAGCUCCACACCUCCCUCCACAUCUGCAUACAGAAGCCUGCUUCGUUUUCUGGCUGAGCCUGGAACGAGGCUCCAAGUUUUGAACAACGUCUUGUGUGUGUGUUUGGGAGACAGGAUUAGGGGGAAAUGGGUCCAUGCAUUCCUUCCUGUGGGGGCAAGUGGGAGAGAGCGAACGGCUCAGUCCUUGUCUCUCUGGGGCUCAUGGAGCCUCGUCUUGAGCCUCUGUUUCUCCCUGUGGGUCAGAGUGGUCAGGAUCAUGGGACCAGACCUUUGAGCCAAGCCUCUUGACUUGUGCAUCUCUGAGGAAGCGCCUUGCUCAGAGGCUAGGUCCUGGCCUUAUCCUCUGAUCUCAAUGGCUUCUUCCUUCCUCCCCCUGACUCCUGGGUUGAGCUGUGGACUCAGUCUCCCAGCAGACUCCUUUCGAUCUCUGUCUCCCUCACUCCAAUCCUCUCACUGCUCCGCACCUCCAUGUAGUCAGGGCCCCUUGACAUCUCCAGAGAACCUUCACCACAAGCCGCCUCCUCUGUAGGUGACCCAGGUUCUCAUUUGCAUUUUUCGGUUUUUUUUUCCAGAGGGGUAAGCAGGGAUCCUGGUUUCAGUGACGGUUGGAAAUCGAAUUUUCCAGAGAGAGGAAGAUUGGGUGGGUUUUAUUUCUGAAUAAAAAAAUGGUGUGUGUAAAUACUGUAAUUAAAGUGAUACUGAGACACA
Neofelis nebulosa (Clouded leopard) is the source of this 2583-nucleotide messenger RNA. RefSeq names its product CD34 molecule (gene CD34). The transcript is spliced from 9 exons. The record is from RefSeq and is a predicted model, not a curated record. Gene Ontology annotation, biological process: cell-matrix adhesion. The coding region runs from base 31 to 1251 and encodes 406 amino acids. Gene Ontology annotation, cellular component: membrane. Lineage: Eukaryota; Metazoa; Chordata; Mammalia; Carnivora; Felidae.